This is a messenger RNA of Centrocercus urophasianus (Greater sage-grouse), 2546 nucleotides long. RefSeq names its product serpin B10-like. The transcript is spliced from 8 exons. The record is from RefSeq and is a predicted model, not a curated record. Gene Ontology annotation, molecular function: serine-type endopeptidase inhibitor activity. Gene Ontology annotation, biological process: negative regulation of endopeptidase activity. NCBI's taxonomy places the organism in Eukaryota, Metazoa, Chordata, Aves, Galliformes, Phasianidae. Bases 261 to 1499 code for a protein of 412 amino acids.
AUUUCUGCAGUCAGUUUUGUAAGGUUCUUGUAUGGUAUUACCCUCACCGUCACUUCACAUCCUACUCUGAGAUGAUUCAGUUCUUCCAUAGGGAUGUGGCCUUUAGGGCAAAAUAAAUUGCAAAGUCAUGAGUCAUAAGAACCUUUGAAGAACAGGUCAGGCAGACUAUAAAUUCAGCCUACCCACCAUCUGAACUGCAGAAACCUUGGACAGACCCAGAGCAGCAGUCUUCCUCCCUGCACAAAAUAAGGUUCAGAACAAUGGAAGCUUUAAAUAAAGCAAACACAAGCUUUGCUCUUGACUUAUUCAAACAUGAGUGUCAGGAAGAUGACAAUGAGAACAUCUUGUUCUCCCCUUUCAGUAUUUCAUCUGCCCUCGCUACUGUGUAUUUGGGAGCCAAAGGCAACACUGCAGAUCAGAUGGCAAAGGUACUCUACUUCAACGAAGCUGAAGGAGCCAGAAACGUCACCACAACUAUAAGAAUGCAAGUCUAUUCCAGAACAGACGAGCGCCUAUCAAAUCGCCGUGCCUGUUUCCAGAAGACAGAAAUAGGCAGAUCAGGUAACAUCCAUGCUGGGUUUAAAGCACUCAACUUGGAAAUCAACCAACCCACUAAAAAUUACCUGCUCAGAAGUGUCAACCAGUUAUAUGGAGAAAAGUCACUGCCUUUCAGUAAGGAAUACUUACAGUUAGCCAAGAAAUACCACAGUGCAGAACCACAAUCAGUUGACUUUGUGGGAGCAGCAAAUGAAAUCAGAAGAGAGAUCAAUUCCAGGGUUGAACACCAGACUGAAGGUAAAAUAAAAAGUCUGCUGCCUCCUGGAUCCAUAGAUUCACUCACCAGGCUAGUCCUGGUAAAUGCACUCUACUUCAAAGGAAACUGGGCAACAAAGUUUGAUGCUGAAGAAACCAGGCAAAGGCCUUUCAGAAUAAAUACGCAUACAACUAAACCAGUGCCAAUGAUGCACCUGGCUGAUAAAUUUAAUUGGACCUACGUAGAAUCAGUCCAGACUGAUGUUCUUGAACUUCCAUACGUCAAUAACGACCUCAGUAUGUUCAUCCUGCUGCCACGGGAUAUCACUGGCCUACAAAAGCUAAUAAAUGAAUUGACUUUUGAAAAAUUGUCUGCAUGGACCAGUCCAGAAUUAAUGGAGAAAAUGAAAAUGGAAGUGUAUCUGCCCAAGUUCACAAUAGAAGAGAAAUAUGACCUGAAAUCUACUUUGAGCAAGAUGGGGAUAGAAGACGCUUUCACAGAAGGUCAAGCUGAUUUCAGGGGAAUGUCAGAGAAUGCUGACCUGUUUCUGUCACAAGUUUUUCACAAAUGUUAUGUGGAAGUCAAUGAAGAAGGCACAGAGGCAGCAGCUGCCAGUUCAGCAUCUCUAGCAUCACGAAGCCUUGGUGCUGCAGUUUUUUUUGUAGCAGAUCACCCUUUUCUCUUCAUUAUCAGACACAACAAGACCAAGUGCAUCCUUUUCUUUGGAAGGUUCUGCUCCCCCUAGAAAAUCAACUGUUAAUAAACAAGCCCUUACAACAACGAUGUACACAAUGUAUGCCACGAAGAGCACCUCAACAGACUGUGAACUUUACCAUAAUUUUCCUGCACUAUUGACAAUCUCUGCUAGAAGAGAGCUCAUAUUAAAAAUAACAUGAAUUCAAGCCUCUAAUUCAUUUUCCUUUAUAAGCAUAUUAUACAGCACUACAAAACACCAAACUGCACACUGAACAACAUGGAUGUGUCUUUUCAGUGCUUUCCAAACCAGAACUGCUACAAUGCAGAACAGACAAGGCUGAUCUAAAACAGUACUUCCCGAUACAAUUCCUUUUGCACAUAAGAAGAAAAGAAGCAGGAGAAACUCAUUCUUGUAUAAAGUUGUCACACCUCUUCAAAGCUAACUGUCCCAGGCCACCUCUACCACAGCCUUUUCAGUUUUAAAUCAGCUUCACAACAUAGCAUGGCUGGUAAUGAAACAAAGCUGCAAAAUCCUCUGUGUUGCUGGUACUGUCGGUUUGCUCUUGCACACAAAGGAGCUAACACAUGUACUUUCUAAUCUCUGACCCUCAUAAAUUGGCAAAUACCAAACAAUGCAGAACCAGAGUUAAAUAAAACACAUACCUUGAAAUGCUCUCUUUUGUCCUAACCUUUAAUUCAUUCAACACUGUUGCAGCCCAGCACUGCUUUACACUCCUUUGCCACUUAUUUUGCUGCUUGAAGGCAAGACCAACUGGGAGAAUCAAAUCUGUAACGUUAACUCCCCAAGUGCUGUCUGAAAGAUUUCAUGCAAAUUCUUCCCUACAUAUUCACUGCUUUCACAGCUCUUACUCCUAAGGAGGGGGAAUUCCCAAUCAGUCAUGCACAUCUAAGAACACAAGUGUUGCUCCUACUUCUCUGAAUUCAGAAUGGUGAGAAAAGGACCGGGCCUCUUCACAGCACUUGCACACACUGACAGCAUCUCACUAUAAACAUCCCUUCCCACGAAGGUAGGAUACCUUUUUGCUGGCAGAGAGAGGAGUGUUGACUGAUGGUGGGUCUUUUCUGUAUUAUUCCA